AUGAGUAGCGUGAUACGACACCCUAAGUAUGCUUUUGGCCUAUUACAGACCCCAUCAGAUUCAGAAAAUGGGAAAUCAGGAAAGGUACAUGGUGCUUCCAGCUCUGCAUCUGUAUAUCCAUCAUUUUCUUCCAGUUCAGCAGACAGAACGGAACAGCAAUCUAACCUUUGCACGCCAAAACUACAGAACAGGACAUCAUCAAAAAUAAGCUCCAGUUCUCUACUUGAAUCAUGUUCCUCAAGUAUUCGAACUCCACGAGGACGAAAGAAGACGAGCACCCCUCGCACAGCAUCGAGUUCUGUCUCUAAUGAUGUCAAUUCCACUACUUUAGUAGCUGUGGUGGAAGGUCGUGGAGUUGCUCGUGGUGAAAUUGGCAUGACCAGUUUAGAUUUGAGCCAGCCUGUCCUUAACCUGUCCCAGUUCUCAGACAGUCAGACCUACUCCAUGACAUUGGCGAAAUUACAGAAUAUACAUCCUGUUGAGAUUCUUUUGCCAAAUACGAUAUGUGAUGCUGGGGACAAGAAUAAAUUGCUCAACUUGAUAACUUGCCAGUUUCCUAAUGUGACUAUAUCAUCUGUACAGAGAAGAUACUUCAGUGAGACUAAAGGUUUACAGUAUGUGAAGCAACUUUGUGCCACUGAGUACAAAAAUAUUGAACUUCAAAUUUCAACAAAAUACUACUGUUUAGCCACCACUGGUGCCUUACUGAAGUACAUGGAAUUCAUUCAGAAUGUCAUGUUUGCUCCAAAUUCCUUGAAAGCUGUGUUCAAAGGAUGUGAGAACUCUACUAUGAUUGAUUCGGCAACAGUGAAAAACUUGGAGCUCCUUCAAAACCUGAGAGAUCCCAUAAGCCAGCACAGUCUCUUCGGUAUUCUCAACUACACUAAGACUGCUGGAGGGGGAAGGCUUCUGAGGUCAAAUAUCUUACAGCCGCCUAGUGAUGAAGAAACCAUUGUGCUUCGACAUGGUGCCAUUGCAGAACUGACUGAAAAGGAAGAUAUUUUCUUUGGUCUGCAGUCAGUCCUUAGUAAAUUUGUUGACAUUGGUCAUAUCAUCAGUGUGUGUGUGCAGAUUCCUAAGCAGGAGACUCUUCGAUCAGCAGAGAGCAAACUCAACUGUGUCAUUGCCCUGAAGCAUGUACUCCAACUGGUGGAGCCCCUUAAGGAACAUUUGUCCUACUGCGAGAACAAGAUGCUCAAAAUGUACUAUAAGGCCCUUGAUGAUGUACGAUUCAAGACUAUCUUGGAGAAAAUUGGGGAAGUGAUCAAUGAUGCAACCCACCUGGAGAAGGGAGCCUUACAGCAACACUAUCAGAGAUGUGCAGCCAUCAAAACAAAAAUAAAUGGUUUGCUUGACGUGGCAAGACGCACCUACACAGAGCUGGUGGAUGAUCUAGAGAGUCUGGUCCAGCAAUGUGCAGAAAACUACCAGCUGCCACUGCGAACGGCAUACAGCAGUCUGCGCGGGUUCUACAUCCAGAUGUCCAUAGAGACACGAGGGAAGAGAGGGGGUGGUGGUGGUGCUGCUGCUGUAUCCCAGGACAAUCUGCCGUCUGUUUUCAUUAAAGUGAACAAGUUCAAAAACACUCUCAGCUUUACCACGAUGGAGCUGCUCCAGUUGAAUGAAAGGAUCAAGAGUGCCCUAGAUCAGAUAUACAUGAUGGGAAAUUUUGUGACCACAGAUUUGCUGACUAGCCUCCAGGGUCAGGUGAGCUGUCUCUACGAACUGGCAGACAUUGUAGCCAUGGUGGACAUGCUGCUGUCCCUGGCCCACGCUGCCACGCUCUCCUCUUACAUUCGGCCAGAGUUUACGGACACAUUGGCCAUCAAACAAGGUUACCAUCCCAUCCUACAGAAAGUCAGCUGUGACAUAGUGGUGCCCAAUGACACAUAUGCAGCAGACCACAGCAAUUUCAUUGUUCUCACAGGGCCCAACAUGGGUGGUAAAUCUACCUAUCUGAGACAGGUUGCCCUGCUACAAAUCAUGGCUCAGAUUGGAUCCUUUGUACCAGCUCAAUUUGCGUCCUUUCGAAUUGCUGAUCAGAUUUUCAGCCGCAUUGGCUCAGAUGAUGACAUGGAGUCCAACUCUUCUACUUUUACAUUAGAGAUGAAAGAGACCAACUACAUUUUACAGAAUGUUACGGAUAAUUCUCUUGUGAUUAUAGAUGAGCUCGGAAGAGGAACCAGUGCUGAGGAGGGAGUUGGUAUUUGCUGGGCUAUUUCAGAGUGUCUUCUUAAGAAAAAGGCUUUCACAUUUUUUGUGACACACUUCAGGCAGUUGACGGAUUUGAACAGGAACUAUCCAAAUGUUUCUGAGUACUAUUUUGAAGUUCAAAGAGUAUUUAAUGCAGAGGCCAGAUGUGAAAAAAUUUCCUACACUCAUGUCCUGUCACGAGGGGUUACACCAGAGACCCACUAUGGUCUUCAGCUUGCCUCAAUGUCCACCAUCCCAACAAGUGUCAUUGAAGAUGCGAGAAAAAUUGCUGACAACAUUGAGCAAAGAAGGGAGAAAACUCGUCGAAGAGAUAUUGUUGUACUGAGACAACAUGCUGACUUCAGCCUUGCCAUGAAACUGAUCCAAGUUGCCAAGAACUCACGUAUGGAUGAGGAUGCUUUGAGGAUGUACCUCAAAUCUCUCCGCAAAACGUAUUUGGCAGAGCUUGAGAAACUGACGACUACUGCAAACGCUCAGAUGUCAACCAGUAGUGAAGAGUGAGCUCUUAGAGUGCUCUCACAGUGAAGUGACAUGUGGCAAACAAUGUCAAUGCUGUGAUCCAUUUAAAAUGAGAACAAUUUGUCAAAAUAGUAUGUAAACUCCCGAUGGAAAAUGUUUUGUUAAGUUUCCAAAGUUGACAUUUUUAAAGAAUUCUAUAAAUUUUUCUUCCUACUUGCGACGUCGGUGUGAAAUUUGCUUUACUCUUUUAAAACUUGAACCGUUAGUUCAUCAUUUGUCAGUGACUUUUUUUGCAGAUUGCAGUUUGAUUUUUGCUGUUGUCUUCAUUUUUGCACAACUUUGCAAACUUUACAUAAGUUUUCUCUCCAUAUACCGUACUCAUGUUUAACUUUUUUCAUAACUGUGGACUGAUGUGCAUUGAAAAAUAAAUUUCUAGACCGACCAGGAAUGAUUUCCGUAGAACUGAUUUCACAUUAGAAAAGAUGGGAUAUUUUCAUGCUUCAAUACAGAUUCAUAGAUACAGAUUCAUAGAUUUCAUUGCCAAGUUGUACACUUUGACUCAUCCAAAAUGAGGGAAAACUUGAACUAGUCAUUUUGUUCAUUUCCCCAUGUUGUGUCUAAAUUUUUGACCAUUUUGUAUUAGUAUUAGCCUUCACAAUUAUUUUGAAGUCUUCUCAGCCUUGGGUAUCUAAUGGGUAUCUCUAUAAAAAAAAACCAGUACGCCAAUAGCUCAGCUAGUAUCAUGCUGGGCAAUGGUGCAGAUGACCCUGGUUUGAGCCCUCAGUGGGGUAUUGUUGAAUGGUUUGAUCCUAUCCAAGAUGGGCUUUUAGUUUGGAGGUCUGGUCUCUUAUGGGGAGGAGCGACCCUUGAUUUUGCAGCUUUUGGGUCAGGCUAUGUAAAUUUUAUGUUGGCUGAUUUU
Messenger RNA from Aplysia californica (California sea hare), 3592 nucleotides. Its product is annotated as mutS protein homolog 4. Gene Ontology annotation, molecular function: mismatched DNA binding; ATP binding; ATP-dependent DNA damage sensor activity. The coding region runs from base 1 to 2715 and encodes 904 amino acids. Gene Ontology annotation, biological process: mismatch repair; reciprocal meiotic recombination. The record is from RefSeq and is a predicted model, not a curated record. Gene Ontology annotation, cellular component: nucleus. The transcript is spliced from 26 exons. NCBI's taxonomy places the organism in Eukaryota, Metazoa, Mollusca, Gastropoda, Aplysiida, Aplysiidae.